Messenger RNA from Salarias fasciatus (jewelled blenny), 1821 nucleotides. RefSeq names its product synaptotagmin-11-like. Gene Ontology annotation, biological process: vesicle fusion; calcium ion-regulated exocytosis of neurotransmitter. NCBI's taxonomy places the organism in Eukaryota, Metazoa, Chordata, Actinopteri, Blenniiformes, Blenniidae. Gene Ontology annotation, molecular function: clathrin binding; phosphatidylserine binding; SNARE binding. Gene Ontology annotation, cellular component: exocytic vesicle; synapse; plasma membrane. The transcript is spliced from 4 exons. The coding region runs from base 215 to 1618 and encodes 467 amino acids. The record is from RefSeq and is a predicted model, not a curated record.
CAGCAGCAGCAGCAGCAUCAGCGCGCGCGGAGCGCCGCAGACUCAGAGCGACGCAGCGCGCGGCACCACGGCCCGGUUCCUAUGAAGGCUUCCCCCGGCGGAGCAGCGGCUGUUCCCCGGUGAUCAGUGAGAGGCGCGCGGCGUGCCAGUCGGUGUCUCCCCCGGUGUCUGGGCUCUCCUCGCGCACCGCAUCCCGCCGCCCCGAGAACACAAAAUGGCGGACAUCAUCGAGCUGGGACCCGCCUACGCCAUGUCUCCGGUGCUGGCGGGCUUCCUGGGCGCCGGCGUCCUGGUUCUGGUGGUGGUGGUUCUGAUCCUGCUCUGGUCCUUCUGCCAGCGCCGUUACCUGCGGGCGUCCGGACGCUACAAGCUGCACGGCGACCGCUACUGCGACGCCGAGGACCCGCCCUACAAGUUCAUCCACAUGCUGAAAGGCAUCAGCAUUUACCCAGAAUCCCUCAGCAGCAGUAAGAGGAUCGUCCGCGGCAUCCGGCGCGCCGACCGCUCCGACCGCGACGGCGAGCGGGGCGGCGCCGGCGCCGCCGGGCGGGGCAUGGUGCUGGUGGACGCCGAGAACAACAUCCUGGACGUCCCGGGUCAGCUGCAGAUGAGCCACCUGGUCCCGCCCACUGCCGGGCCGGGCCCCGCCCACUGCCAGGCCCGGACGGAGCGGGCGCUGCCGGUGCGCGCCGACUACUGCUGCCUGGACAGCAGCUCGGCCAGCAGCAGCCAGACCAGCAGCAAGACCGCGUCGCCCUUCACGCCCGCCUCCUCCGAGCCCGAGCCCGAGCCCAGCCUGGGCGCCGUCAGCCUCACCGUCGACUACAACUUCCCCAAGAAGGCCCUGGUGGUGACCGUGGUGGGCGCCCGCGGCCUGCCGGCCAUGGACGAGCAGGCGGGCAGCUCGGACCCCUACGUGAAGAUGACCAUCCUGCCGGAGAAGAAGCACCGCGUCAAGACCCGCGUGCUGCGCAAGACGCUGGACCCCCUGUUCGACGAGACCUUCACCUUCUACGGCGUGGCCUACAGCUCGCUGCCGGAGCUCACGCUGCACUUCCUGGUGCUCAGCUUCGACCGCUUCGCCCGCGACGACGUGAUCGGCGAGGCGGUGGUCCCGCUGAAGGGCGUGGACCCCAGCACGGGCCGGGUGCACCUCAGCCAGCAGAUCACCAAGAGGAACAUGCAGUGUGAGACCCGUGGGGAGCUCCUGGCGUCUCUGUCCUACCAGCCGGUGUCCCACCGCCUCAGCGUGGUCGUCCUGAAGGCUCGCCACCUCCCCAAGAUGGACAUCACCGGGCUGUCAGCCAACCCUUAUGUGAAGGUCAACGUCUUCUACGGCCGCAAACGCAUCGCCAAGAAGAAGACGCACGUGAAGAAGUGCACGCUGAACCCGGUCUUCAACGAGUCCUUCAUCUACGACAUCCCGCCCGAGCUGCUGCCGGAGAUCUCGGUGGAGUUCCUGGUGGUCGACUUCGACCGGACCACCAAGAACGAGGUGCUGGGCCGCCUGCUGCUGGGCCUGCACAGCGCCGCGCCCUCCGGCGCCGCCCACUGGAGGGAGGUCUGCGAGAACCCCCGCCGGCAGAUCUCCAAGUGGCACAACCUGAGCGAGUACUGAGGGGGCGGAGCCAGAGGAGGAGCAGGAGGCGGAGCCAGAGCAGGAGGACAAGCGCCAAGAAAAAAAACAAAAAACAGCUGGGACUGUACCAGUGGAACGACACUGGGAAAUACAGACUGAGUGUACAGCACACACACACACACACACACGCACACACACACACACACACACACACACACACACACACACACACACACACACAC